Molecule: messenger RNA, 1135 nt
Organism: Rubroshorea leprosula
Lineage: Eukaryota; Viridiplantae; Streptophyta; Magnoliopsida; Malvales; Dipterocarpaceae
Source: the annotation of a GenBank genome assembly
AUCCUACAACAGUAAGAAAUCUUAUGGGUUGAUUCUGAGCACCAAGAUUUUCUAGUUAAAGACAAAAAGGACUACCACAAUCCUUGCGACCAAUUGGGCAAGAGGAAACUAGGAAAAGGAGACGCACCUUCAUGAAGACUGCGUCAGCUUCAGGAAUUAACUUAAACAUGUCACCCCCAACGUGGGUCACCCCUGCAACAAUCAGGAACCAGUGUCUCUUAUGGUUAGAAAAAAUCAACCAUUCAAUGUUGGUUAGGAAAGAAUUAUUUGGCACUAAACUAUUGCGGCUCAAGUGAGGACAGAAACCUCACGGGGAAAGUUUGGUGCUUUGGCGACGACCUCAGGCAGGUCGAAAUUAAUGCCUUCACGAAUAUUGGGAUUUUUCUGUAAUAUCAUCCUCAGGCAAUGCCCGCGAAUUCCACUGGAGGAACUGUGUACAGUGCUUCUGUUGCCAUCUUUGCUCCUAACUUUACAGCUUACAACAUCAGCUUCAAGCAUGCAGCUCCAGCGCCACUUCUAGGUGACGUUGGAGGGCAGGCAGUAGCUCUUAGGAUAGCCGGCGAUCAGGCAGCAUUUUAUAAUUGUGGGUUUUAUGGGGCUCAAGACACACUCCAUGAUGAUCGAGGCAGGCAUUUUUACAAACACUGUUUCAUUGAAGGUUCUAUUGAUUUCAUCUUUGGAAAUGCUAGAUCACUCUAUCAGGGAUACGUUCUUCAUUCCAUAGCAAUGGAAGAUGCAUCCGGUAUUGUUACAGGAGCCAUCACAGCUCAGGCAAGGCAGUUGCUGACAGAGCAGACAGGGUUUUCCUUUGUGAACUGCAUCAUUCGCGGGACUGGACGAGUCUGGCCUGGACGAGCUUGGGGACCUUAUGCUACUGUUGUCUUCUCCAACAGUUAUAUGUCAGAUGCUGUGUCUCCUGAUGGAUGGAAUGACUGGAGAGACCCUUCCAGAGACCAGUCUGUUGUUAAUCCCUGUUGCUGCUGAUCCUCUGUUCUUUGCUCUUCAUUUUGCUGCUCCCUAACUUUCUCCCCCUGUUUACUGCAGGACAGUGUUUUUUGGGGAAUACGGGUCCCUGGGACCAGGAGCAAACUACACAUACAGAGCUUCAUAUGGGAAACAGCUGCUGGACUAUGAA